Cajanus cajan (pigeon pea) is the source of this 1915-nucleotide messenger RNA. RefSeq names its product DNAse I-like superfamily protein. Gene Ontology annotation, cellular component: endoplasmic reticulum. NCBI's taxonomy places the organism in Eukaryota, Viridiplantae, Streptophyta, Magnoliopsida, Fabales, Fabaceae. Gene Ontology annotation, molecular function: catalytic activity. Gene Ontology annotation, biological process: GPI anchor biosynthetic process. The record is from RefSeq and is a predicted model, not a curated record.
UUCUGUUGGAAAAGAAGCUCAACAACAUUGCUCCAUUGUCAACUCUAUCUAUCUCCCUCCGUGGAGUGGUUAGGACCUAAUUUUGGCUCCACUUACUCCAUAUAUUGACUCGCUUGUGACAUGUGCCACAAAUCAAGGUGGUGAAACAAUGCAUGAACAUGUUACGAUGAUAUUAGAAACAUUGAAUUUUUAGUUUCCUACCCACUAAGCAGUUUGUUAACUUGUUUCUGUGGCAAGAUGCUUGGUGUCAUUAGAAGAAAACUGCGUCACCUUUAUUCAAGGAUAUUGUGGCUACUAUUGAAGCGCCGCAGGUGUAAAGUUGUUAUCAAAAGGUUUAGAAAAUUGAACUAUAAGGGUCACACUAGAGCAGAAUUGUGUAAAAACAAAUCCACAAGUGACUCAAAUGGCCUCUUGGUUGAGUCUGAAUCUGGAAGGCCUAUUAGGAUUGCUACAUUCAAUGUUGCCAUGUUUUCCCUUGCACCUGCUGUUUCAGAAUUUGAUGAAUGUGUUGGGUCCAAUCAUGUGAAUGGAUCUAUCAAGAAGGGUGAUUUUCCCAAGAGUAUACUAAAGCAAUCUCCAUUGCAUGGUUCUCUGGACAAAGCUGAUAAGAAUCUUUCUGACUCCAAGAUUCUGCCACGUUCGAAUCUGAAGGUUUCUAUCAAUCUUCCUGACAAUGAGAUUUCAUUGGCAAAUAGUAGGUUGCUUGGUUCAAUGGAGAGCAAAGAGGGUACAUCAGAUGCAAUUAUGGGGAAUGUUUCUGGCAGGCAUCAGGUUCCAGCAAGGUCUCCUGUGUGCUUUCCUUUCAUUAUGAAUUGCUGUGAGGGGAAUGAGAGAUUCACAAGCAGCAGAAGCAUCAUGGAAGUUCUGAGGGAGAUUGAUGCUGAUGUGCUGGCACUGCAGGAUGUGAAGGCAGAGGAAGAGAAGAACAUGAAGCCUCUUUCUGAUUUGGCAGCUGCCUUGGGGAUGAAAUAUGUGUUUGCUGAGAGUUGGGCACCAGAAUAUGGAAAUGCCAUCUUGUCCAAAUGGCCUAUUAAGAAGUGGAAAGUUCAAAAGAUUGCUGAUGAUGAUGAUUUCAGGAAUGUUUUGAAGGCCACAAUUGAUGUGCCCUGGGCAGGAGAAAUAAACUUUCACUCUACUCAACUUGAUCACUUAGAUGAGAAUUGGAGAAUGAAGCAAGUACAUGCAAUAAUCCGCUCCAAUGACCCUCCCCAUAUCUUAGCAGGAGGUCUAAAUUCUCUAAAUGGAGCAGACUACUCAUCUGAGAGAUGGACAGAUAUUUUUAAGUAUUAUGAAAAACUAGGAAAGCCUAGGCCAAGGUCAGAAGUGAUGAACUUCAUGAAAUCAAAAGGGUAUGUGGAUGCAAAGGAUUAUGCAGGAGAAUGUGAGCCAAUUGUCAUCAUUGCCAAAGGCCAAAAUGUGCAGGGGACAUGCAAGUAUGGCACAAGAGUGGAUUACAUUUUGGCUUCCCCAAACUCAGCGUACAAAUUUGUACCAGGGUCAUACUCGGUCAUUUCAUCAAAGGGAACUUCUGAUCACCAUAUUGUGAAGGUAGACAUUGUGAAAGUAAACGCAUCUGCGCAGAAAAAUGUGAUUAGACAGUGCAGGAAACUAAGGCGAAAAGUAGUGAAAAUAACACCACCAUGUUCUGCAACAAGUGUAAGGGAAUCAACCCCACCUCCAAAAAUACUUGUACCAUAGAAAAGUUUUAUUUGAUAGAAGUGAUAUGGUAUACUUUGAUAAUUGGUAAGCAAUGUGUUUUCAGUUAGCUGUAAAGAUAAAGUAGUAUGGCAUUGGCCGUGCAAUGGAGUUUGAAAAUUCUUAGUGCCUUGAUUCAGCCUCAAAUUGAUUAGGUUUGAAAAUUAGGAUUAAUUAUGUUUUUAAUCUCCUAAUUUUAGUUGAGAAAUUAAAAAAAAAA